ACAGGCUGAGACACUGGGACAGACUGAGAGGACAGGCUGAGACACUGGGACAGACUGAGACACUGGGACAGACUGAGACACCGGGACAGACUGAGACACUGGGACAGGCUGAGACACUGGGACAGGCUGAGACACUGGGACAGGCUGAGACACUGGGACAGGCUGAGACACUGGGACAGACUGAGACACUGGGACAGACUGAGACACCGGGACAGACUGAGACACUGGGACAGGCUGCAACAUGGACAGACUGAACGGAGAGGACAUAGCUCUGAAUAAACUGGGGGAUAUAGAGGCGGGGCCAGCCCCCCAUGGGAAAGCGUGCCGGCCCAUGAACAUUAAUCACUACGCCACGAAGAAGAGUGCGGCUCAGAGCAUGCUGGACGUGGCCCUGCUGAUGGCCAACUCGUCCCAGCUGAAGAGCGUCCUCUACGUGGGGCCUCACUACCGGUUCUACCUGCCCCUCCUCGUGCUGCUGUCUCUGUCCAUCACUCUACAAGUGAUGGUGGGGCUUCUCCUCGUCUUUAUCGCAGUGAAGUACGAUCUGAACGAUGUGAGGAAACACGCCAAGUUAAACAGGAUGAACAACGCAGCCACAUUGUUCGUCUUCUUCACCGUCCUCGUCAACAUCUUCAUCACAGCACUGGGAUUCGAGGGAUAUACUGUCAGGUCACCAGUGUCACCUGUGAUGUUGCCAGAGCAUCAUCUCUCCCUCCUGCCCAACGACCUCAACAAGACUUCAGGCUUUUAGUCUUCAGCCACCUGUCACGGGAGCAAAACAAAGACUUAUCUGACAUCUCAAAGUCUUCAAAGCUAAGACUAAUGGUGGGACAGGCAGCAGCCGUUUGUAACUUCUGAUCAGCUCCCUGCUCCACCAGCUGAAUCACCCUGAAAGGAUUCAAUGGAUCUACAAUCACAUCAGCGGUGAGAGGUUUUUGUGGAUUCAUGCGGAAACCCAGAUAACCUCAGGGACCGCGGACUAACCUCCACUCACUGCUGUUGAACUCAAUGCAACCACCGAUUGACUACCAACAACCUCAACUCAAUCACAUGACCACUGCCGUGAGCUAAUAAGAUUCCAACAGACUAAUGCAGAACAAUUAUUUGUAUCUUGUAAAUAUAACAUAUUUUUGUUCACAUGUUAGAUUGUUGGAAUAAAUCUUAAGUUUUGUAACUAAAUAGUUGUAUGUGUACUUAGUAUUUGACAGUAUGAAUAGAAACGUGUCUUCUAUUCUGCAAAUAUGUAACUCUUGUUCUGAGCUCGAUUGCAUGUUUGCAUCCUUUAGGAAUUCAUCUCCAAUGAUUUUUUUACAGAAAGCUCAAAAACUCUCAGAGCAGGGGAACGUAUGUAUACAUUCAUAUUUAUUAACCCAACUACACAACAGCCUUUGAUUUUUGAUUGGAAGCGCUAUUAAGACGGCCUGUAGCCUGUUGCGCCACAUGAUAUUAUCACAUACUGUAUCUUACAGUAAAAACAAAUCAGAGCAAUUGCAAAAUAAAAAAUGAUUAACCUGG
This is a messenger RNA of Trematomus bernacchii (emerald rockcod), 1515 nucleotides long. RefSeq lists its product as uncharacterized. Gene Ontology annotation, cellular component: membrane. Bases 242 to 751 code for a protein of 169 amino acids. Lineage: Eukaryota; Metazoa; Chordata; Actinopteri; Perciformes; Nototheniidae. The transcript is spliced from 4 exons. Gene Ontology annotation, biological process: tissue regeneration; cell adhesion. The record is from RefSeq and is a predicted model, not a curated record.